AUGUUGGAGAAGGCGUGGGUUCAUCUGUCAAGAGUUGAUCCUGCUUAUGAGAAGGGUGCAUGGGACUUUGUCCAAGCUGUGUCUGCGGGUGAUGGAGCUGAUAAGUUCAUUAUCUGCCCUUGCACAGACUGUCGGAAUGUAGAUCGGCAUUCAGCUGCAGAUAUAGUCGAUCAUCUGGUUAGAAGGGGAAUGGAUGAGGUGUACAAGCAGCGUAAGGACUGGUAUCAUCAUGGAGAAGUAUACUCUGUGGCUGAAGGCGAGAUGAAAGAGAAGCAGUGGAAUGAAGAGAUUGUUGGGUUGUACAGAGCUGUUGAGAAUUUAGAUGAAGAGUUACCUACUGAACGUGACUUCUGUGAGAUGGCAGAGGGAGAAGACAUGAAAGAAGAUGAGUUCUUGGCAAAGAUUGCAGAUGCUGAAACCCCAUUAUAUCCAAGCUGUGCAAACCAUAGCAAGUUAUCAGCCAUCGUGUCAUUGUUUAGGCUGAAGACUAAGAAUGGCUGGUCUGACAAGAGCUUCGAUGAUCUACUUGAGACGUUGCCGGAGAUGUUACCAGAGGAUAACGUGUUGCAUACAUCACUGUACGAAGUUAAGAAGUUCUUGAAGUCUUUUGAUAUGGGUUAUGAGAAGAUUCAUGCGUGUGUUAAUGAUUGCUGCCUGUUCAGAAAGAAGUUGAAGAAGCUCGACAGUUGUCCUAAAUGUAAGGCCUCAAGAUGGAAGAUUAACCAGCACACUGGUGAGAUCAAGAAAGGUGUCCCACAGAAAGUAUUAAGAUACUUUCCAAUAAUCCCACGGCUAGAGAGGAUGUUUAGGUCUGAAGAAAUGGCCAGAAACCUAAGGUGGCAUUCUACUAACCAGAGCAGCGAUGGGAAACUAAGGCAUCCCGUAGAUUCUGUGACAUGGAAACAGAUGAAUGACAAGUAUCCCACAUUUGCCGCUGAGGAAAGGAAUAUACGGCUGGGACUCUCUACGGAUGGAUUCAAUCCUUUCAACAUGCAGAGCAGUAAGUACAGUUGUUGGCCUGUGCUGUUAGUUAACUACAAUUUGCCUCCUAACCUAUGUAUGAAGAAGGAGAAUAUCAUGCUAACACUGCUCAUUUCUGGUCCACAACAGCCUGGUAAUAGUAUUGAUGUCUACUUAGAGCCAUUAAUAGAGGAUUUAAAUCAGUUGUGGAGCAAAGGAGAGUCAACAUAUGAUGUUGUGAGUAACACUGCAUUUACAAUGAAGGCAAUGCUGCUCUGGACUAUUAGUGAUUUCCUAGCCUAUGGAAAUCUAGCUGGAUGCAAAGUGAAAGGAAAAAUGGGUUGUCCUGUAUGCGGGAAACACACUGAUAGUAUGUGGCUGAAGUUCUGUAGGAAGCAUGUGUAUAUGUCUCAUAGAAAGGGUCUCCCACCAACGCAUAGAUAUAGGUCGAAGAAGGUUUGGUUUGAUGGACACGCUGAACACGGGAGAAAGUCUAGGAUACUAUCUGGUCAUGAAAUUUCCAAUAACCUGAAGCACUUUGUUAACAACUUUGGGAAUUUUAGAGAAGGUAGAACGAAGAGGAAAAGAACAGUGAGUGUUGAAGAAGACUGUGAUAUUGAGGACGUUUCCAGUGAAUCUGAGGAAGAGGAAGAAGAUGAAGAACUACCCGUGAGGCAUAAUUUGGACGUAAUGCACAUUGAGCGAAAUGUGGCAAAGAGCAUUGUCUCAACGUUACUUCACUGUGGGAAUUCGAAGGAUGGUCUCAAUACACGUAAGGAUCUGGAACAUCUUGGUAUUAGAAAGGAUCUGCACCCGAGGGCCAAAGGAAAAGGACUUACCUACCAGCAGCACCUUGGUCUUUGUCGAAGAGGGUUUUCAGUAGAAGAGUGUAAGGUAUCAGGUCUCAAAUCACAUGAUUAUCAUGUGCUGAUGCAACAGUUACUCCCGGUUGCAGUUAGAGGAUUAUUACCUAAAGGCCCGAGACUAGCAAUAUUACGGAUGUGUGCAUUCUUCAACCGGUUAUGCCAGCGAGUAAUAGAUGUAGAGCAGAUUUCAAAAAUGGAAGCAGAAGUUGUGGAAACUCUCUGUAUGUUUGAGAGAUUUUUUCCUCCAAGCUUCUUCGACAUAAUGGUUCAUUUGACAGUUCAUCUUGGAAGGGAAGCUAAACUAUGUGGUCCAGUCCAUUUUCGCUGGAUGUAUCCAUUUGAGAG
Brassica napus (rape) is the source of this 2171-nucleotide messenger RNA. RefSeq lists its product as uncharacterized. The annotation marks the transcript as partial. The transcript has 4 exons. The record is from RefSeq and is a predicted model, not a curated record. NCBI's taxonomy places the organism in Eukaryota, Viridiplantae, Streptophyta, Magnoliopsida, Brassicales, Brassicaceae.